Messenger RNA from Musca domestica (house fly), 830 nucleotides. RefSeq names its product ribose-5-phosphate isomerase (gene Rpi). NCBI's taxonomy places the organism in Eukaryota, Metazoa, Arthropoda, Insecta, Diptera, Muscidae. Bases 10 to 828 code for a protein of 272 amino acids. Gene Ontology annotation, molecular function: ribose-5-phosphate isomerase activity. The transcript has a single exon. Gene Ontology annotation, cellular component: intracellular membrane-bounded organelle. The record is from RefSeq and is a predicted model, not a curated record. Gene Ontology annotation, biological process: pentose-phosphate shunt, non-oxidative branch; D-ribose metabolic process.
ACUCUUGAAAUGUCAUUUUGCCGGGUAUUCUAUACAACUUACAAGCACAUUCUUGUGCCUUCAUUACCACGUGAACUUCGUUGUUUAUCUCUUCAAGCCGGUGCUGCCACCCCCAGAAACAUGUCUCUCAAUGAAGCCAAGAAAAUUGCUGCCUAUCGGGCCGUAGACGAGUGGGUUAAAACCAAGACUGCAGUGGGCAUUGGCAGCGGCUCCACAGUUGUUUUUGCUGUUGAUCGUUUGGCCGAACGUGUAAAGCAGGAGGGUUUAGAAGUUGUUUGUGUACCCACCAGUUUCCAGGCACGCCAAUUAAUUGUCGAAAAUAAUUUGGUUUUGGGAGAUCUAGAUCGUUACCCCAAAUUGGAUGUGGCAAUUGAUGGUGCCGAUGAGGUCGACAAAGAUAUGGUCCUGAUCAAGGGUGGUGGCGGCUGCCUCCUGCAAGAGAAAAUUGUUGCCUCAUGUGCCGAGAAACUCAUCAUCAUUGCCGAUUACACCAAGAAUUCCCAAAAGUUGGGUGAACAAUACAAAAAAGGUGUACCCAUUGAAGUGGUGCCCAUGGCCUAUGUACCCAUACGUGAAAAGAUCCAACAGCUGUUUGGUGGUGAAUUGAAACUGCGUAUGGCCGUUGCCAAGGCUGGACCUUGUGUCACUGACAAUGGAAAUUUCAUAUUGGAUUGGCAUUUCCCACAGAGUGCCGAUUUCAAUUGGACUGAAGUGAACAGAGAUUUGUUAUUGAUCCCUGGUGUUGUGGAAACGGGAUUAUUUGUGAAUAUGGCUACCAAGGCUUACUUUGGCAUGGCUGAUGGUUCCGUGAAGACCCAGGAGAAAUAGAA